AAUGUCAGAAACUUACAGCAUCAUCAAACCCGUUGGGUUCACCAUUGCUUCAUGUGGUUACUGUGGAAGUGAAAACUCGGCUCAUGUGUAUGGUGCAUUCGCCUACAAGCUGACGUGCAAGGAUUAUCAAGAACUACUAGACCAAGGUUGGAGAAGGUUUGGUCUGUAUCUGUAUAAGCCUAAUCUAAGAGAUAGUUGUUGUCGACAGUACACAAUUCGUGUUAAUACGUCUGAAUUUACUCCUUCCAAGGGUCAGCGACGUGCAGUUGCUAGACUUAAUCGCUACAUCAAGAAUCAAUACGUUCCAUUGAAGAUCUCUCGCGAAAGUGUUGCUCGAGAAGAUGCAAGCUUAAAUGAUGAACACAGCCACAGUCCCAGUCCAGAGCCUACCACUGCUACUACUCCUUCUACUUCUACCCAACGAAGUCCCUCACUCCAUCAUGGUCAUGGUCUUCGCCGGAAAUCAAGCACUCCCCCAAUCAGCGUCAAAGGCAGCAAUGGUGGUGGCCAUGGUGAGCCUGCGGACUUUCUUCAAAGUAUCUAUGCCGCAGAUGUGGAUCGGAUGCGUAAUGCCGGGGAAAUAGAUUGGAAGCGGUUUAAGGUUGUUUUGGAACCUGCGACGUUUACACAAGAAAAGUAUGACCUUUAUUGCCAUUAUCAGCAAGUGAUUCAUCAGGUUCCUUCAUCUAUGCUCUCACGAGAGGCCUUUGACAGCAAUGCGACGCGUACACCUCUUGUGGCCGAGAUCAAAACUCCACAGCACGAUCGUCUCGGAUUGGUUGGUUACGGAACAUUCCAUCAGUGCUACUAUGUUGAUGACAAACUAAUUGCUGUAUCGGUCUUGGACAUAUUACCGCGUUGUGUUUCAUCUGGAUACUUUUACUAUGAUCCAACACUGUCCAGUCUGUCUUUGGGGAAAUACAGUACAUUACGGGAGAUUGCUUUGGUUCAGGAGAUCAAAAUGAUCCCAGGCUUUCAGGACAUGGAGUAUUAUACAAUGGGACACUAUGUGUCGUCAGCACCAAAGACUCAUUAUAAGGCUCUUUACCACCCAUCUUACCUUUUGGACCCUGAGACAUAUGGUUGGGUACCAUUUGAAAAAUGUAUCUAUCUCUUGCAGUCAAAAAGAUAUUUUCCAUUCAGCAAUUCUGAACUUUUUAACCCAAGAGUAAAAGGACUCUUGAUCACAAUGGCUGCAGAGAUGAGGGCUGCAGAGAAAAGAGAGCGUGAAAAAUCAAAGAAUUGUCAAGGGCAACAACAACAACAGCAGCAACAGCAGCAACAGCAACAGCUUUUACCUGAAGUGGAAAUGACAGAGUCGUCCUGUUGUCGUAUGGAGACUGAUGUAUCUGAGGAUGUGCAGAAGCUAGGAAUUCAGGAUGAGUCUAGGACUAAAUCGAGAUCGGAUUUAGGCACAUCCUCGGGUUCAAAUUCAGGAAGCAACGAUGAGGGAGAAGGCAAUUGUAAGCGCAAGAGGCCUUACCAGGAUGGGGGAUCACCUUCUUUAUUAGAAUAUAUGCGUAGUGGUAAACGACUUUCGCUCACACCACCGCCGUCGUCGUCCUCUAUGCCACCUCCAGGAAUGAUGGAUCCUGAUGAUGUCACGGACCAAGAUCUGUCGCAGCUUGUCGUCUUUCAGGGUGACAAGGCGAUGAUACUUACGGAUUCAGAAGUUUUCAAAAAGGAUAAAAAAGCAAUGCGCGAGUAUUAUGCCGCUAUUGGCCCCGCCUUGGCUCCUAAAAUGCUUAUUUUUGUCCAGUAGAUUUUGAUAAUGAGCUUCGAUCUGGACGAAUGGAGACAACAAAUCGACAAGAACAGCAGAACAAGCAUCGAGGAGCUUUCUAAUAGAUUAGGAAAAGCAACAACAACAAUAACAACAAUAACAACAAUAGCAGCAGCAGCUAAACAGCUAACCAUUGAUCCAAGGAUAAUUAUACCCUCUACACAGAUCCCAAGUUCGUAG
Messenger RNA from Lobosporangium transversale, 1963 nucleotides. RefSeq names its product arginine-tRNA-protein transferase. The transcript has 9 exons. Gene Ontology annotation, cellular component: cytoplasm. The annotation marks the transcript as partial. Lineage: Eukaryota; Fungi; Mortierellomycota; Mortierellomycetes; Mortierellales; Mortierellaceae. Gene Ontology annotation, biological process: protein arginylation. Gene Ontology annotation, molecular function: arginyl-tRNA--protein transferase activity. The record is from RefSeq and is a predicted model, not a curated record.